AUGGCGCCAGCAGUCCUCGAAACAACGAGUGGCGACGACGACAACCGCAGCGCAGGCGAUGUUGCCAUGGACGGAGGCGCCACAAGUGUGGCGGCGUCCAUGACGGUGGAGAGCUGCGUGGACCCUUUGACCAUGCUGCGCAGCAUGCCUGAGGCGCCGCUCGUGUGUCAAGUGUGCGUGGUCGGUGCUGGCCCCGCCGGCAUGAUGACGGCGGCCAAUCUGGCCCGCUUUGGCGUCAAGGUGCAGGUCAUUGACGACCGGGCCGACCCAACACCCGUAGGCCGCGCCGACGGCCUGCAGCCCAAGACCAUCGAGACCUUCCGCCAAAUGCGCCUGGCUGGUCCGCUGCUGCAGCGUGGUGUCCGCGUCUACGACAUUUCGUUUUGGCGCGGCACGCCCGACGAGCCGCUGCACCGCCUCGGCCGCGAGGUGCACUACCCGCCCGUCAUUGACGUGCUGGACCCGUACAUUCUCUUGGUGCACCAGGGCAUGGUCGAGAGCCUGUUUUUGGAGGACAUGAAGAAGCGCGGGCUCGACGUGCAGCGCAAUACGGCGUUUGAGUCGUACAGCGUGUGCGACUCCAAGACGGGGACGGGCCCCUUGCAAAUCAACUGCCGCGCCAACGUGACGCUCGACCGGCGCACGCUCCUCACACAGUACCUGGUGGGCUGUGACGGCGCACACUCCAAGGUGCGCCAGAGCAUACCCGAGGCGAAGCCCGUGGGCAUGUCCCAGCCCGCGGUAUGGGGUGUGCUGGACGGCGAGCUGGACACGGACUUUCCCGACAUCUGGUCCAAGACGCUGGUGUACCAGCAAGACCUGGGCUCGAUUCUGAUCAUCCCGCGCGAGCGCAACAUGACGCGGCUGUACAUUGAGCUCAAGAGCGGCGGCGGCGCCAGCACAGGAGGCGGCCUGGGCGCCGCCGCCACGGGCAAGGGCGACCGGCGCGAGAUGGGGCAGGAGUUUGUCAUGCAGCGGGCGCGCGAGAUCAUGGCGCCCUUUACCGUGCGGUGGAAGUACAUUGAGUGGUUCGGCCGCUACCAGAUUGGCCAGCGCGUGGCCAGCCGGUUCUGCGACAACCACAACCGCGCCUUCCUGGCCGGCGACGCCAGUCACACGCACUCGCCGAAAUCGGCGCAGGGCAUGAACACGUCCAUGCACGACGGCUGGAACCUCGCGUGGAAGCUCAACUUUGCCGUGCGCGGCUUGGCCAAGCCGGUCCUGCUCGAGACGUACGAGCAAGAGCGCCGCAAGAUUGCGCUGGACCUCGUCAACUUUGACUACGAGCACGCGAACCAGAUCGCCGGUGGCGACGCCGUGGCGCUGGCCGAGAACUUCAAGACGAACGUGCGCUUCAUCUCGGGCAUCGGCGCCGAGUACUCGGAGAACGCGCUCAACAUGGUCGACCGGGAGCAUGCGGCGACGUGGAUGAUGGGCGACGCCAAGCCGGGGUGCCUGCUGCCGCCCGCCAAGGUCCGGCGGUACCUGGACUCGAACCCGGUCGACAUCCAGCUCGACAUCCCCAUGCUCGGCCAGUUCCGCAUCUACCUGCUGAUGUGGGACGUGCACCAGUCGCGCGUCUUCCUCGACACCUUUUGCGAGGCGAUUGCGUCGGCCGAUUCGCUGGUCAACCGGCUGUCCGCGGCCGCCAAGAUCUCGUAUGGCCUGCAGCCACGCUUCUCGGCGCCCGAGGACAUUUACCUGCGGCCGGAGCGCUACACGGCCAUUAGCCACCUGUUUACCUUUGCUUUAAUCAGUGCGUCGUAG
This is a messenger RNA of Sporothrix schenckii 1099-18, 1767 nucleotides long. Its product is annotated as pentachlorophenol 4-monooxygenase. The coding region runs from base 1 to 1767 and encodes 588 amino acids. NCBI's taxonomy places the organism in Eukaryota, Fungi, Ascomycota, Sordariomycetes, Ophiostomatales, Ophiostomataceae. Gene Ontology annotation, molecular function: FAD binding. The record is from RefSeq and is a predicted model, not a curated record. The transcript has a single exon.